GUUCCAUCCCUUGCUUGCCUCUCCCUACAUCAUCACAUCGCCGUUCGACCUCUCUUCCUUUUCCUUCCUUCUCCCCUUCGCUUCACCAUCACCUGCUCACUUCUCCGUAUCGGCUCGAACGCAGCCUCGUUGCCCAGAGCACCACCCCCCCCGUCGACACCGUCGCUAAGCCUAUCAGGUAGCUGAAUGUCGACUUGCCAACUCAGAAUGGCUCAACAUUUCCACAUCGCUCAAAUUACCGCCCAUAAACCCAAGGAGUCCAGUAGUCCUUCGACCAUCCUGCAACUCGCUCAACGGCUUCUCCCUUCACCUGCCGCUACCAAAGAGUUGGAGGAUGGUCUAAACCCGAAAGACCCUGAACUUGCUGUUCAGGAUGUUGUGAGUCAAGAGAAACGAGGAACAUCUGCACAAGAUGGAACACCCGCCCCGAAGAAAGUGAUCGUAGUCGGUGCCGGCAUCGCCGGUCUUCGUGCUGCCUCUGUCUUGCGAACCCAUGGUGUCCAAGUCGUGGUCCUCGAAGCCCGUCCUGAUCGGAUCGGCGGACGCAUUUACACGAGUAGGAAGGCUGGGCACGCUCCACGAGACAUUGGUGCCGCCUGGAUGCACGAAACCGCCAAUAACAAACUCGUCCGUCUCAUCGGCCAGCUCAGUAUCGAGCACUAUUAUGAUGACGGCACCCCCCUCUACUACACCAGAGACGGUCGCCUCGGCUCCCAGUUCAAGGCGAAAAAGGUCGCCGAUGAAUUCGCCGACUUCUGUGCUUGGUACUACGAGGAAAACCCCGACGCCGAGGACAAACCUGCCCUGACUUUUAUAAGGGAAUGGCUCAGCAACCAUCCCUUGGUCAGCGAGGAUGAACGCCUCUGGGCCCCUCAAGCUGCUCGCGAGGUCGAAGCUUGGAUCGGUACCAGCCUCGAACAAGCGUCUUCCAAACAUCUUGCCUACUUCGCAACCGAACGCAACCUUUACAUGAAGGGAGGAUACGAUACCAUUAUCGACUGGGCUGCCUCAAACCUCCGUGAUCCGGGAACCAUCCGGCUUGGACACAAGGUCACGAAGAUUGAUUGGAAUGAUGACGACACACGCAAUCCAUGUGUGGUUCAUACCAUCACUCCAGAUGGCAACCUCACCCCUUUCGUCGCAGAUGCCGUCGUUUGCACCCUUCCCCUUGGCGUUUUGAAACACAAACUUGUGGACUUCAGCCCUGCCUUACCAGAGCAACUAUCGCUGGGCAUUGACAAACUCGGCUAUGGAGCGCUCGGCAAGAUCUUCGUCGAAUUUGAAUCAGUGUUUUGGCCCAAAGACAAUGACCAGUUCAUCUACUAUCCUGAGCCGACCACCGACGCUUUCGACGAGGAUUCCAUCUUCUCUUACAUGACUGUUACGAGCAACAACUGGAUCAUGAGCGGCACCAAAGAGCUGUCUGUCCAGAUUGUUGAGCCCCUCACUCAGCGAAUCGAAGCCAUGACUUCAGACGCAGAAAUCUACGCUUUUUUCGAACCGCUUUUCAAGCUUUUCCGAACCGAGCCUUACAAAAAGCUUCCUCCGGUUGUGAAUCUGGAAACGACACACUGGACUCAAGAUCCCUUUGCUGGCUUUGGUACAUAUACUGCCGACAAAACCGGAGAUGACCCGGAUAUUUGGUUCGAUGCAGUCGAGAACAGCAAGGGAAGCAAGCUGCAGUUUGCCGGAGAGCACUGCACGCGGACUGGAAAUGGAUGUGUGCAUGGUGCUUUUGCCACUGGCGAAACUGCUGCCGUCAACAUUCUGACGUCGCUGGGAGUUCCGUACAAGGGUGGGGAUCUCUACAGUAGACGUCCAUCGAGGAGGAAAUCACCACCCAGAUACUGAGCGGGCGGAUACCCGAAUCCACUGCGAAGGAAAUCUGGGGAGGUCGUGGUUCUCCUAGUCUGUUGACGGACAGGCUGGAGCGCCGGACUGAGACAUGUCGGCGUUGUGUUUUUCGUGAUUUUUCUUUCUCUCUUAAACAGAAUGUUUUCGUUUGGUAUCUGGUUAUUUGGUACAUGUUGAAUCUAGUCACUCCUUAUUGUAUUGACCCUCUUUCUUACCGAGAUUAGGAACUGAUUUGGAGGUUGCUGAAGAUGAGAUGGGAGGUUGGUGGCCCCGUCCAGUGCCGAGAAUGUCAGAAUGAAUGCUUUUUUGAUAGUCAACAGUACAAUUUGCUAUGCAAGAUAUCAAUUAUUCUCCUUUA
Messenger RNA from Cladophialophora immunda, 2212 nucleotides. RefSeq lists its product as uncharacterized. The transcript has 2 exons. The record is from RefSeq and is a predicted model, not a curated record. The coding region runs from base 187 to 1851 and encodes 554 amino acids. NCBI's taxonomy places the organism in Eukaryota, Fungi, Ascomycota, Eurotiomycetes, Chaetothyriales, Herpotrichiellaceae. Gene Ontology annotation, molecular function: oxidoreductase activity.